Messenger RNA from Meira miltonrushii, 3052 nucleotides. RefSeq names its product putative VTC4-vacuolar transporter chaperone. Gene Ontology annotation, cellular component: vacuolar transporter chaperone complex; fungal-type vacuole membrane. Bases 317 to 2950 code for a protein of 877 amino acids. The transcript has a single exon. The record is from RefSeq and is a predicted model, not a curated record. NCBI's taxonomy places the organism in Eukaryota, Fungi, Basidiomycota, Exobasidiomycetes, Exobasidiales, Brachybasidiaceae.
AACAUAUACACAUGUCUGUCUGCCUUGGUUCUUCUUCGUCCCUGCAUUCCAUCCUUUAACUUCUUCUCGGCGAUCUAGACCGAUUCACAACGGUUUCCUAGUUGAAAAAAACAAGCGGUCCUCUCUCAAUUUACGGAACCGUUCCUGCUCAACACGCUCUCACUCUUUUCUCCACCAGUCUCCUAUUUCUGCUUUAUUUGCACUUCUUUUUCUUUUUUUCGCGCACGGGGGGCCUUCAUUCCUCACACCAAAAAAAGGAGCUCCGUGCUUGCAUGCUACCAACGAUCAUCAUUCAACACUCAAUUUCACAAAAAAGAUGAAGUUCGGUCGUACAAUCAAAACUUCUCUCUAUUCAGAGUGGUCAUCAAAAUAUAUUCGAUACAGUGAAUUGAAAAAAGAAAUAAAAGCUCGUAUUGCAAAAAAUGGUGGUUUAAUUUGGACAGAUAAAGAUGAAGAUGAAUUUGUGGAUGAAUUACGAAAAGAAUUGGAUAAAGUGUACGAUUUUCAAAAAACAAAAGUAACAGAAUUAACUGAAAGAAUCAAAAAAGCACAACAAGAAGUUCAUCUUUUGGUUUCUUCUCGUGCAAAUUCAGCUUCUUCACUUACACAAGGAUCUGAUGCGCAUAAUACAUCUGAACAAGGUCACAACGGACGUGGAAAUGGAAAUUCAUCAGAUCAGCAUGAUGAUAUAAUUGCUCAUCACGAUGAAGGAACCGAUGACGAAUUCGACACAGACACCGAAGAUACGGAUGCAUACGAAGAGCGCUUCUUGGAGCUAGAAGAACGCUUAGCAGUCAUCAUCGCAGAUGUACACGAUCUUGCUCUAUUCACCAAAUUGAACUAUACCGGUUUCCACAAGAUUGUCAAAAAGCACGAUAAACAAACCGGUCGCCUAUUACGCAAGGAGUUCGUUCAGCAUUACUUGACAGCCCGCCCAUUCUACAAGGAGAAUUACGACAUGCUAAUCGUCAAACUGUCGAAGUUGUUCGACCUUGUCCGCACACGUGGUAACCCAAUUCAAGGAGAUAGCAGUGCGGGUGGAUCGCAAUCCGCUUUCGUUCGUCAAACGACAAAGUAUUGGGUUCAUCCAGACAACAUCGUUCCACUCAAAUUGGUCAUUUUGAAGCAUUUGCCAGUGCUCGUUUUCAACCCCGACAAAGAAUAUCUACCGGAAGAUAGCGCAAUCACAAGUAUUUACUACGACAAUGAAGAUUUGGAAUUGUACUUGGGAAGACUAGAAAAGACUGAAGGUGCUGAAGCUGUGCGUUUGCGUUGGUAUGGUGGUAUGGAUAACAAGCAAAUCUUUGUUGAACGUAAGACGCAUCGUGAAGAUUGGACAGGAGAAAAGUCAGUCAAGGCACGUUUCCCAAUCAAAGAAGAAAACGUGAAUGCGUUCAUGCGUGGUGAAUAUCGUAUGGAUGAUACAUUCGAAGCAUUACGUAAAAAAGGAAAGAAGAGCGAUAAAGAAAUCGAUUCUAUGCUACAAUUGGCCAAUGAAGUACAAUACUCCGUCCUCACUCGUCAAUUGACACCUGUCAUGCGUAGUUUCUACAACCGUACUGCUUUCCAAUUGCCCGGUGAUGCCCGUGUUCGUAUCAGUUUGGAUACUGAGUUGACCUUGGUACGUGAAGAUAAUUGGGAUGGUAGAAAGCGCGCGGGAGAUAAUUGGCGUAGAAUGGAUAUCGGAAUCGAUUAUCCUUUCGAACAAUUGCCGGCCGAAGACGUUGAACGUUUCCCUUAUGGUGUAUUGGAAGUCAAGCUGCAAACACAAAUGGGUCAAGAACCACCAGAAUGGGUUCGUGAAUUGGUCGCAAGUCAUUUGGUUGAAGCAGUGCCUAAAUUCUCCAAAUUCAUUCAUGGUUGUGCUACCUUGCUGCCCAAUCGAGUUGAUCUCGUUCCUUUCUGGUUGCCACAAAUGGAUAUCGAUAUUCGUAAAGCACCUAUGCGUGAAUUGGAAAUUCAACGACCUCCUUCCCAUCAUUACUCCAACGCAUCCACGCCAGGCAGCAAGAAUGGCGAAUCACCUUAUCACGAACCCGUCAGUGAAGAUGAAUUUGAGGCAGACCACGAUGAUGAUUCACAUCAUGGACCUGACAAAGGAACAAUGGCAGAUCCCAAACGUGAAGCUGAUAGCCUAGGUUUGCCAAUCAGUGAUUUGACAAAUUUACGUGAAGAAAGAAUGAAAAAUAUUCAAAGAAGACAAGCAGAGUUGGAAAAGCAACGAGCAGAAAAUCCAGAUGCAACGAGCGCACAUGCAGCUGGAGCAUUACAAGCAGAACAAAGUACAAUCUCAAUGCAAAGACGGUUAAGCGAUGUCAAUAGAGCUCCCAAACAGGGGAGAGAAGAAAUCCUUUCCACAAGUACAGCAUUUGACAAAAAUUAUUUCACUAAAUUGACGCCAAACAAUAUCAAACGUCUAUGGCGUGCCAAAUACAGUAGAGACGCAGACGGCGAAGAUGGUGAUGAUGAAGAUGAUCAAGAUGGUGCGCCUUCUACUGCUCGUACUGUCCCUGCUCGUGAUGAAGAAGAAAAUCGUGAAUACGUUAACUCAUUCCAUGCAGCACCAGGCAAAAAGGUUUCCGUUCCAAUUCGUAUCGAACCAAAAGUUUAUUUCGCUGCUGAAAGAACGUUUUUGAAAUGGCUAGAGAUGUCAAUCUUCAUUAGUGCUUUGGCCGUUGGAAUGAUUAAUUAUUCUAAACCAGGUGAUCAAAUCGGUUUGAUCGUUAGUGGGCUGUUCACAAUCGUUUCUUUAUUGGCAAUCGCUUACUCUGGCUCGAUUUACGUUAUGAGAUCACUCAAAAUUCGUAAACGUGAAUCUUCAAACUUUUACUUUGAUGCUUAUGGUCCUACAAUCUUGUGCGGUGUCUUGUUGGCCGUCACUGUUGUCAAUUUCGUCCUUCGAUUCCGGGAAACAAAUCAAAGUCGUAAUUUUAGGGGUUUAGCCAAUUAAAUCAUCUUUUAUUUAUACCAUUAUGCAAACAAACACACACAAACACUUCUUUUUUUACUGCUGAUCAUAUCGUUGAUGUAUAAAUGAAAUGCUGAUCAAUUG